Messenger RNA from Selaginella moellendorffii, 846 nucleotides. RefSeq names its product germin-like protein 1-1. The record is from RefSeq and is a predicted model, not a curated record. Gene Ontology annotation, cellular component: cell wall. Bases 33 to 818 code for a protein of 261 amino acids. Gene Ontology annotation, molecular function: manganese ion binding. The transcript has 2 exons. Lineage: Eukaryota; Viridiplantae; Streptophyta; Lycopodiopsida; Selaginellales; Selaginellaceae.
AGAAACUUGUGGAUCUAAAACAGAUGUAAAUCAUGGCGUGUCAAGCAGGACCUUCCACAUUGUCAACACAUUGCACCUUCCAUCCUUCGUGGAACUUCCACAUUGUCUUGGCACCCACGCCUUUCCAUCCUUCAAAUACCAUCUCACAACUCAAGUUCAAAAACACGAUGAUGUUCACAGUCCUCCAACUUCUCGUCAUUGCGGCACCAAUCUUCCAGGUGAUCUUAGCCUCCGACCCCGAUCCCCUCCAGGAUUUUUGCGUGGCCGACCUCGCAAAGGACCUCACUCUCAAUGGCUACCCUUGCAAGCGAGCAGCCAACACCACCACCGAGGAUUUCAUCUUCUCGGGCCUUCGAAACUCCGGAAACACCAGUGUCCCAUCGAGAGCCGUGGCGACAUUUGGCUUCGUCAACGAUUAUCCGGGGCUCAACACUCUCGGCCUCUCCAUAGCCAGGCUCGACUUUGCUCCCGGCGGUCUCAUCCCUCCACACACGCACCCACGAGGCUCAGAGAUCAUCUACGUCGUGGAAGGGAGCUUGUACGCCGGAUUCGUCACCACCCAGAACCAGCUCUUUGCUCGGGUCAUCUCCAAAGGCGACGUGAUGAUCUUCCCGCGGGGUUUGAUCCACUGGCAGCUCAACGUUGGCAACACCACCGCCAUGGCCGUGGUGACGCUAGAUUCGCAGUCACCGGGCAUCCAGCUCAUUGCAAGCUCCAUGUUUGGAUCGGACAUCCUGGACGAGGUGCUCGUCAAGACCUUCUUUAUUGAUGAGAAUGCGGUCCGGCAGCUCAAGGCGACGUUCUCUGGCUCCUCCUAAAUAGUUCAUGGUUUCAUAUAGAAACUUA